Apodemus sylvaticus (European woodmouse) is the source of this 1406-nucleotide messenger RNA. Its product is annotated as sphingolipid delta(4)-desaturase DES1. Lineage: Eukaryota; Metazoa; Chordata; Mammalia; Rodentia; Muridae. The coding region runs from base 105 to 1076 and encodes 323 amino acids. The transcript has 3 exons. The record is from RefSeq and is a predicted model, not a curated record. Gene Ontology annotation, biological process: ceramide biosynthetic process. Gene Ontology annotation, molecular function: sphingolipid delta-4 desaturase activity. Gene Ontology annotation, cellular component: membrane.
CCCGCCUCCGCCCGCGUCCCCGCCGCCGGCCGACAAGAGCCGGGCGACUAGCUGCCGCCGCCCGGACGCGAGCCAGAGGCAGAGCCGGUCCGCACGCCGCAGCCAUGGGCAACCGCGUGUCCCGAGAGGAGUUCGAAUGGGUCUACACGGACCAGCCCCACGCCGCCCGGCGCAAGGAGAUCCUAGCAAAGUAUCCGGAGAUAAAGUCCUUGAUGAAACCCAACCCUGACCUGAUCUGGAUCAUAGUCGUGAUGCUUCUCGUCCAGUUGGCUUCGUUUUACUUAGUCAAAGACUUGGACUGGAAAUGGGUCAUAUUUUGGUCCUAUGUCUUUGGUAGCUGCAUUAACCAUUCCAUGACUCUGGCUAUCCAUGAGAUUUCCCACAAUUUCCCCUUUGGCCACCACAAGGCGCUGUGGAACCGCUGGUUUGGAAUAUUUGCUAACCUCUCUCUCGGGGUUCCAUACUCCGUUUCCUUUAAGAGAUACCACAUGGAUCACCACCGGUACCUCGGGGCUGACGGCAUCGAUGUGGACAUCCCUACCGAUUUCGAGGGCUGGUUCUUCUGCACCGCUUUCAGGAAGCUUGUCUGGGUUAUCCUUCAGCCUCUCUUCUAUGCCUUUAGACCCCUGUUCAUCAAUCCCAAACCAGUUACCUAUCUGGAAAUCAUCAAUACUGUGAUCCAGAUCACUUUCGACAUUAUCAUUUAUUAUGUUUUUGGAGUGAAAUCUUUAGUCUACAUGCUGGCAGCCACCUUGCUUGGCCUGGGUUUGCACCCAAUUUCUGGGCAUUUUAUAGCGGAACAUUACAUGUUCUUAAAGGGACAUGAAACAUAUUCCUACUACGGGCCUCUGAACUUACUCACCUUCAAUGUGGGCUAUCAUAACGAGCACCAUGACUUCCCCAACAUUCCUGGGAAAAGCCUGCCCUUGGUGAGGAAGAUCGCAGCCGAGUACUACGAUGACCUGCCGCACUACAACUCCUGGUUCAAGGUGCUGUAUGACUUCGUGAUGGAUGACACAAUAAGUCCCUACUCGAGGAUAAAGAGGCCUCCGAAAGGGAAGGAGGUUCUGGAGUAAAUAUCACAGCCAAAGGAAAUCCUGUCCACAGCUUCACAAUAGGGGAUACGUGGAGGUUUUCUGUCGUUCCACUCAAGGUCAGUGAUGCUCAGACGCCGGCAUGAUUUCCAGCUGGGGUCUCAGUGGCAUCAGAGGCGACUCAGCCUCCAGACACCCCGAAGCUCGCUCAAGGCUGCUGCUCGUGCUCACCUGUGCUCACACCGUGUGUUACUGUUACUGAGGGUCUUUCAUGCCUGUCAUGCUGGAAGCGAAUCAUAAAAAGCUCAUGUUAUUUGUCACUAUAAAGUUUUACUUUAUUAAAGCACCUAAUAAACUGAACUGUUAAUCAUA